Molecule: messenger RNA, 6308 nt
Organism: Cuculus canorus (common cuckoo)
Lineage: Eukaryota; Metazoa; Chordata; Aves; Cuculiformes; Cuculidae
Gene: MYNN
Product: myoneurin
Exons: 8
Coding region: 220-2067 (615 amino acids)
Biological process (GO): regulation of transcription by RNA polymerase II
Molecular function (GO): RNA polymerase II cis-regulatory region sequence-specific DNA binding; DNA-binding transcription factor activity; protein binding
Source: RefSeq, a predicted model, not a curated record
UCCUGCUGCCCCGCAGCGGCUCUCGGGGCGGGCGGCGCCUGGUCAGCCGGGACCGGGGGGGCGGGGAGGGCGCUUUGGGCCCCGUCCCGCGGCGCGGCCGGACCCGAGGCCGCGGCUUGCUGCGGUGAUCGGAGAAAUAGUUAUUAUUACGGAACGCGGAAUAUCUUGAUUUAAACUAAAGCAGAGAUCAGAACAAGGAGGCUGCAGCCGAUUAUCAAAAUGCAGUAUUCCCAUCACUGUGAGCACCUUUUAGAGAGACUGAACAAGCAGCGAGAAGUUGGCUUUCUUUGUGACUGCACUGUUAUUAUUGGUGAAUUCCAGUUCAAAGCACACAGAAAUGUGCUUGCCUCUUUCAGCGAGUACUUUGGUGCAUUUUACAGAGAUGCGUCUGACAAUAACGUUGUUUUGGAUCAGACUCAAGUGAAACCUGAUGGAUUCCAAAAACUCUUGGAAUUUAUUUAUACAGGAAACUUAAACCUUGACAGCUGGAACGUUAAAGAGAUUCACCAGGCUGCCGACUAUCUUAAGGUAGAAGAAGUGGUCACGAAAUGCAAAAUAAAGAUGGAAGACUUUGCUUUUAUUGCUAAUCCCUCUUCUACAGAGACAUCCAGUAUCACUGGGAACGUUGAAAUGAAUCAGCAGACUUGUCUUCUGACUCUUCGAGAUUACAACAAUCGAGAGAAAGCAGAUGCUGCUUCUGCAGGGUUGGUUCAACCACAGGCAAAGAAAGCAGCUUUAGAAAAGCAAUCUCCUCAAACCAAAAAGCGAAAGAAGAAUUUCAGCUCCCCCAAAAGUUUACAGAAUAAAUCUGUACAAUAUCAGAAUGAGGUGACGGAGCACACAUCCAUUGAAAUGUUUUUAGAUGCAAAUAAGCUGGCUACCCAGUUAACGGAACAGGCUGCCCGAGGCAGCGAUAACUCUGAACUACGGCUGGUGUCUGUGGUGGAAAGCGAAACACUGGCUGCGCAGGAUAUCCUAGUUCAGACUAUUGCAGUGAAACAGAAACAAGGAAAGCCUCAGCAGAGCUGGGCACUGAAGGAGCACUGCAUGUCUAACAUAGCCAGCACCAAGAGCACUUACCCGUUGGAGUGUUCAGGGGAAGAGCUUGACCAGAAGUACUCCAAAGCUAAGCCAGUGUGCAACACAUGUGGAAAAGUUUUCUCAGAAGCUAGUAGCCUCCGCCGACACAUGAGAAUACACAAAGGUGUGAAACCAUAUGUGUGUCAGCUUUGUGGGAAGGCGUUCACCCAGUGCAAUCAGCUGAAAACACAUGUAAGAACUCACACAGGGGAGAAGCCAUACAAAUGUGAAUUGUGUGACAAAGGCUUUGCUCAGAAGUGCCAGUUAGUGUUCCACAGUCGGAUGCAUCAUGGAGAGGAGAAACCCUACAAAUGUGAUGUCUGCAAUCUGCAGUUCGCAACGUCAAGCAAUCUGAAGAUUCAUGCCCGGAAGCACAGUGGGGAGAAGCCCUAUGUCUGUGAUCGCUGUGGGCAGCGGUUUGCUCAGGCCAGCACACUCACCUACCAUGUGCGUCGCCACACUGGGGAGAAACCUUACGUCUGUGACAGCUGUGGGAAAGCCUUUGCCGUCUCCAGUUCUCUCAUUACCCAUUCCCGAAAACACACAGGAGAAAAGCCAUAUAUCUGUGGCAUUUGUGAAAAGAGUUUUAUUUCCUCUGGAGAGCUCAAUAAACAUUUUCGGUCCCAUACAGGUGAAAGACCAUUUAUCUGUGAAAUGUGUGGAAAUUCGUACACAGAUAUAAAAAAUCUUAAGAAGCACAAAAUGAAAGUUCACACAGGAUCUGAAACUCCACCUGACUCCAUUGCACUUGAUAACUCUUUCAAUGAACAAGAAUCCAUUCACAAUCAGAGAAGUCCUUUAUCGGAGUCCAUAGAUGUGAAACCCUCUGAGAUGUCUUUAGCACUUCCUCUUCCCAUUGGGACUGAAGACCAUCAGAUGCUGCUUCCUGUGACGGGUAGUCAGUCUCCUUCAUCAGAAACGUUGCUAAGAUCUGCUGUGACUGGAUAUUCAGAACCUCAGUUUAUUUUCUUGCAGCAGUUAUACUGACAGUGAAGUACAGAGCCACGAAGGUAAUUUGGGAGUGACCUUGCCUGCCUCUGGGAAGGUGAACAUAAGCAAGCAAGCACUCAUACUUUCUGAACGGGACUUGGUUUUGUUUUUUUUUCCUCUGUGUAAAGACACUUGUAAGGCAUUUCCAUUGUACAGUGCUGUCUUUCAGGUUUUGUUGAGUUGUGUUAAUCUACAAUCAGAUUUCUAUUUGCAAUUAACACUGAUUUCCAGGAGUCGAAUCCGUUCCAGCAACACUUGCCUUAAGAAUUCUCUGUUAAAUAUGUUAAUGUGUUUUGGACAUCUCCUCCCAUGUUCCUGCUGAUCUGUGUCACAGUGUCACUUGAAAGCAGACAUUUUAAGCCAUAUUUGAUAGUUUAAGAAUAUUAACCCAGAGGUGUAAGGGGAAAAUCAUUAUUUGAAUGUACUAACAAGCUUGUACUCCUGCAUUCCAAGGUGAUGUAAUGGUACGUGAUGGAAGGUAGGCCAGUGCUCUGGCGAGGUGCUUGCAAAGAAAGAGUUGCUGCUGUCUGCCAGAAGUAGCCAUCAUCAGUUGAAGUCUGACCAGAGGGAAAGAAAGUUUUGUGUAUAUUUUCCUGACGAGGCAAGUAAAGGAGGGUUGACUUUUUUUCUGCCGUAUGGUAAGUCAGAGAGUUCUAAUGGCAUAGAUACCACUGAGUCUUCUUUCCAACAAGUCACUGUUUCUUUUCUUUCUUAGAUUUGGGGUUUUUUUUUAAGUAAAUCCAGCAUCCUUGUAUCUUAUCCCAGAUAUACUUUUCACACCCUAAAAUGCCCUAGUUUGGCACAAACAGCAACACUUGCUCAAAAGGAGAGCUGGAACAUGCCUGUUGUAGGUGAGACGAAAAGGUGCGUUGUCUUAAUUGUGAGGCGUGAAUCAUAGCUUUGUAAUCCUUUUUUUACAGUAGUGCUGUUUCUUGUGCUAGAUUGGAGAUACAAAAGAGAAAAUAAAACCUGCCCUUCAUUGUGAAAAUAAUAAGUGAAUGUUAUGAGUGGGCAUUAAGGAAGAGUACAGCAGAACAGUUGAAUUCUUACAGGCAAGAGUUACUUUUCUUAGAGCCUGAUUUGGUUUAAUUGAAGUAUUUAUGUAUUGCUUUACCUCUCGUGUCGCUUGUCCACAGUAACUGCACACUGCUGCUGUUUAGCAAGACUCGUGCAAAGGUGCAUUUUAUUACUAGCAAGGUAAAUUUUAAAAAAAUGAACAUUUUUAGCAUCUCGAUAGGGUCAUUUGUUAAAGAUCAGUUGACAGAGGGAGUACUUAUGCUCUGUUUUGCCAUUAAUAUAAUGUCAGCGUUAUUUAAGUAAUCAUCAAAUAGUAAGGAAACAGUCAUCUUAGUGUAUCAACAAUGCACUUAAAUCUAUUAUUUACUGGUUGGUUAUUUACUUGGUGCUAGCAUUUUAUUUCCACUGAUGCCUUGUGUUCAGACACUGCUAAAUAGAAGAGCGUAAGAGAUACCUCUUAAGUGAUUCUCUUCUACAUGGAGUAAUAAUUAAUCUGCACCUUAAUUAAACAGAGUUAUGAAAAAUUUCUCAGAGGAUUUCAUUGAACUGUUCUGCAAACAGUCCCUCAACUCCUAAGCAUGACUACAGAUGUUUAUUUUCCUCUUCCUACAUGUUUGUACUUACAAAGUAUUAGACCUUUUGCUUCUUUGUGUUGAUUGUCUUAGUAUGUGGCAUGUUUAAAAGUCUGCUUCUUGACCAUGUUUUAGGCUUUUAUAUAUAUGACCAACUUGCUAAUAAAGCCUAUCAGUGGCAGCAAGGAGUACAACAGUGUUCACCAGAAACAUUGGUCAUGCAGGCAUCUCUAACUCGUUGUUAAUAAUCAUUAUUGCUGUACUUGUCUGACCUUUUAUUUUCUGCGCUCAUUUGUACCACAACAUUUAUGAACAGCUGAUGUCUCUCAUAGCGCUGGCGAGGGACAAUGGUUGAAGUUCUUUGGGUUAUUUUCUGUUUGUUUGGCAUUUCCCCAAUUUUUUCCCCCCGUUUCUUUUUUAGCUUCUGUAGUUGAUGUAGCACUUGAUGGAUUCCUUAGCUUUGCUGUUUUAGACUGAAGAACCACAGAGAUCAAGAUCUUGACUGUGUUAAAAAAAAAAAAAGUGAAUGCUGUGUAGCUUGUCCUGAGUUUCCUCUUUACUUUCUCUGAAAAUAGAACAGAAGUCUUGGGACAGACAUAGGCUUUGUCAUGGAUACCGAAAAAGAGCAGUACCAUACAACUGAUAAGUUUCCUAUUUAAACAGCUUUGGAAGAUAAGCUGCUGAUGGGCUGCUGUUCUCUGAGGAAAAGUAUCUGAAGAUUAACACAUCCAGGAUAAACGACCACAAGAGAGAACUAGCUCUGGGGGGGAAAAAAAAGUAACAUUCCUACACAGAAAAUGCAUUCCAUAACAAUGUUUGUUUGGACUGUUUUUAUAUUUCUAAAGUUAAAGCUUAUUUCUGUAUUCUUAGAUUUCAGACUUUUUUAAAAAAUACAGCACUUAGAUUUAUACAGGAUUUGUUUAGAUACUUGUACCAGUAACACCUGCUUUAUUAGUCAUUUAGUUUUCUUUCUAGGCAAGAAGAUAAUCAUUAUUUUUUACAAGACAAUGAUUUUAACGUUUCUUAAUAGAAUACACAGGCUUGUAGUUUUGUCUUGGAGCAAUAAUUCAGUGACCUGCACUCUUGAGUCCCCAUCUGAGAAUGUUUCAUGACUAUCCUCAUCUUUUGUGAAGAUAUCUCAGCUGCUGAGGUAUGAGCUUUAUGAACUGUAUUCAUUUACUAGAAUAUAGGUUUUUUAUAUAUAUAUAAAAUAAAUAAAUAUUAGGAGUGUUCAGGCUGGGUGCUGUAGGACCUGAAGAAGCAGGUCUGUACUCUACCUUUUGCCAAUAGAUGCAUGGAAAUCAGCUGCACAUCUUGGGUUAAAGAUUCCCAGUUUGUUUUGGAGGUACGAGGUUUGUAACAGUAUUGAUAAUUUCUGUGAGGGAUUAAUAUGGGAAAACAUGGAAUCUUUUUAGGCAGAUGGCUUGAGACCUGUCUGCAAAAGAAAGAGGGCAUUUCAAUAAUUCUGUUAACAGGAAUUUAGAGAAAACACAUGAUUCGUCACACUGUUGUAUCAGGACUGAUUCAGACAAUUUUGUGAUGAAGUUGGUGCAAGUUUUGCCUGAAUAGGUUAUUCUGCAUUCAGAAAUUUCUGAAUUGGCUGCUUGGCAAUCCUUAUGUUAGAAGCGCCCCUCGUUAUGGCACUUACUUGCCAACAUUUGCCUAAACGUGGGCAUGAAGCAUGAUGACUUUUCUGAAAUCAUGUGUUUAAAAAAAAAAACAUCUUCAAGUAUGGACAAGUCCCGUGUUAAGGAUUUCAAGGCUGUGAUCUUGGAAAGGCUGUCAAUAAGCCUUGCAGAAUUAAGUUCAGAUAAGGACUAAGAACUGAUUGCUUGUUAAAUUAUUAUAAAAAUAUCUUUCUUGUAUAUACAAUUUUUCUCUGUUAUUUGUACAUAGCUCAGCUCUCAGUUUUAUAAUCCCUUGGGAAAGGAGGGAGUUGUACAUAUUUAGCCUGCAGUGUUUUAUGCUAGACUUUAAUAAACUUGUUUUGUAAUUUUCCCUCACCUUCUGUCUCCUGUUUGUAACUGCAAGGGGUGGCAAGAAAAGGAGGUGGGAAGCAGUCUAACGUAAGAAUGUGGAACGGGUUGCCCAGGGAAGUUGUGGCUGCCCCAUCCCUGGAGGUGUUGGAUGGGGCCUUGGGCAGCCUGAUCCAGUGGGACAUCCCUGCACAUGGCAGGGGGGUUGGAGCUAGAUGAUCUUUAAGGUCCCUUCCAACCCAAACUAUUCUAUGAUUCUAUAGUGAUGGGUAUCUUUUUAACUUGCUUUCAAGAGCCAGGAAGGAAAAAUGAAACGAAGUUUUGUCUCUUUCAUUUUUAAUACAAGAAACCAGUACUGGCUGCAAGUUAAUCAAAAUACCAUUUAUAUACCAGUAAACUAGGGUCACUCACUUUAAUGUCCCAUAUUAUAGUGGCUAAACGCUUAUUUAACUUGGUUUAAAAAAAAAAAAGUCACUCUUGUAGAAAAGAACAAAAGCAUGCCGCUACUAAGUAAAAGGAGAGAGUAUAUAGAGCACAGCAGUAACAAACAGAUUUAUCCAAAUCCCUCUUAACUUCAACAGGAAACUUGUUCUACAGCAUAUCUAAUUCGCUGCCAAGCAAAGCUGCUGCCCAGUGGCAGUCCUGCGUGGAAGUUUUUGCCAGUGUGAACUGC